AUGGCUGUGCUUCAAUUCAUUCCAACAAUUUUGAACGAGUUAUUCUUAGUAGGAGUCGUCAGCUUUCUCCUGCUCUACGUUUGGUUCAAGUACCGGUUUACGUACUGGGCUAGAAGAGGUGUUCCUGGGCCGAAACCAGUGUUCCCGUUCGGUCACGUGCGUGAUGUGAUUAGGCGGAAGGAGCAAUUCUUCGAGCCCUAUUGCGAUGUCUACGUCAAAUAUAGGAAGAUGCCGUAUGUUGGCCUUUAUUCGUUCCAUACACCAGUGUUGACGAUCAACGAUCCAGACAUCGCCAAAUUGAUCCUCAUCAAGGACUUCGAUCACUUUCAAUCGCAUGGAAUAUUUACAAGCGCAAGUGUGGGAGAUCCUCUCGGUGGGCAUCUUUUCAAUAUAGCUGGCCGGAAAUGGAGAAGCCUUCGUACUAAACUGUCACCUGCCUUCACACCGACCAAAUUGAAAUCCUUCUAUCCGUUCGUGCAGCAAAUCGCCAACGACGCUUUGAAAUACUGUGACCAAAAGUACGAAGCGGGUGGUACACUGAACUCCUCGGAAUUUUUCGCUAAAUACUCAAUGGAGAUCAUCGGGAGUGUAGGAUUUGGUGUUGAAAAUGAUGGAUUUAAUAAGGACACUGAGUUUUCUCAGAGAGGAAAUGAAUACUUUUCGCCACGCUCAGUGUAUUGGAUGGCUAUACGAGCGAUAUCAUUUUUCGCUCCUGAUAUCUUUAAGCACUUAGGAGUGAAUCGUACAAACCCAGACAUAUAUAAAUUCUUUUACGGAUUAGUAAAUGACACUGUUAACUAUCGGAAAAAGAAUGAUUACUACCGCAACGAUUUCCUGCAGGCUCUGAUAGAAUUGGAGAAGUCUGAAAGUUUAAAAAAAGAAGGAAUCGAUGAUGAGAACAAAUUCAAGUUCGUAGACGUGGUAGCAAAUACGAUGCUCUAUAUGUUUGCUGGCUACGAAACUUCUGCAACGACAGGAAUGUACGCUUCCUACGAAUUGGCAUGUAACCCUGAAAUACAAAACAAAGCGAGAGAAGAAAUAACCAGAGUCUUAGCUAAAUACAAUGGAGAAUUGACUUACGAGGCACAAAACGAAAUGACAUAUAUAAACAUGAUCUUAGAUGAAACCAUGCGUAAACACCCUCCUAUGCGCGCUUUGUUCCGAAGAUGCAACAAAGAUUACAAAUUGCCUGACUCCGAUUUGGUCAUAGAAAAAGGCACCAUGAUAUUCAUUCCCAUAAACGGAAUCCAAAUGGACGCAGACAUUUUCGAGGAUCCCGAACGUUUUGACCCUGAGCGAUUCACUCCGGAGAAAAAGAUCAAAAUGCACCCUUGCCAUUGGAUGCCGUUCGGAGAGGGCCCACGCAAAUGUCUAGGUCUUCGACAAGGCUACAUACAAUCGAAGUCGGGUCUAGUAAAAAUACUUUCUAAAUAUGAAUUGAGUUUGGACGAAAGAACUAAAGUACCUCUCCAAAUCAACCCCAAAAUUAUGGCAAGUUCCGUUGACGGCGGCAUGUUUAUUAAACUGAAGAAAUUGGAGAAUGCGGCAUAA
Leptosia nina is the source of this 1551-nucleotide messenger RNA. The record is from the annotation of a GenBank genome assembly. Lineage: Eukaryota; Metazoa; Arthropoda; Insecta; Lepidoptera; Pieridae.